Cladocopium goreaui is the source of this 1608-nucleotide messenger RNA. The record is from the annotation of a GenBank genome assembly. Lineage: Eukaryota; Dinophyceae; Suessiales; Symbiodiniaceae.
AUGGAUUCGUGUGUGGCGGCAUCGUGUUGCGUGAUUUUUCUGACCCUUCAUGUCUUGUUGACGGGAAAAGAUGUGCAGUCCUUUGCGGGUCAGCUAUGGCUUCGCCUGAGGGAGAAGCUUCGGGAGAGGACGGAGCCUGCCGACAACUCCAAGGCGAAGAAACAAAGGAGCUAUGAAGGUUUACUGGAGCUGCGGCGCACGAACUAUGUUCUGUGUGCACGAGUCUUCGUGCAUUUGGGAGCAGGCCACAGCUUCGUUCUCUUGGCGAGCUUCGCAAGAACACAGGAUCCGGAUCUUAUACCGCAGAUUCUCAUCGUGGCGGGCAUCUAUGUGCAGCAUUUGAUUGUGGCUGGAAAGUUCUGGCAACCCAAGCCAUGUCAUAUUCGUUGGAUGUCCUUGAGCAUAUACCUCCAGUUUGUGGUGUUCGUUCUGUUGACGCCACGUUUUAAGUCCGUUGAUGACGCCUUGAUGAGCUGCAAAUUUACCUUGGCCUCGCGAUAUGUUUUAAGUAUGGUCUUCAUCGACACACAGUUGUCUGCAGUGUGUCAGUUCCUGGCAUCCGUUGCUUCCAUUUUCUCUGAAGUGUCAGCAGGUCGACCCUUCAUGCAAGCAGCGCUGGACGAUGUCCACAUCUAUGCCUCUGUCAUGACCAUCUCAAUGGCAGUGGAAUGGUUGAUCAGGUCUCGCUUAGAAGCCUUGCUAGACACAGCAGAGGCAGAGACCAUGCUCGAGAGUUUCCGCAAGAUGCUUCGUGCAGUUUGCGAUGGUGCCGUCCUCUUAGACAGCGAUUUGCGGAUCCAGGGCAGCCAUGAGUGUUUGAAGCACCUGCUGAUGACAAGCACCAACCUGCACGGCAAUGACAUGCUGCGCUACGUGGCGGCGGACGAGCAGCAGCCAUUUCAGAAUUUCUUGGAGAUGUCCUCGGACAGCAACCAGAAGAGCGCCCCAGAUGUGGCGCCACCGUGUCUUCGGGUCUCCUUGUGUGGCGCCAUGAACUCCCGAGUGGCGUGCGACAUUUUUCACGUCCCAAUGCCUCCGCUGGUGGGCAACGGUGCUUGUCACCUCCUCGCACUGCGCGAAGAUUCCGAGGGCGGGACGCAAGCUGCCAGCCGUGAUGCGGUGGGCGAAAUACCCAAGGAGCUUGCGCAUCACCGGAUGCGUCAGCCGCGGCUCCCGGGAAGCUGCGCGCGUUCCCUCAGCUCGGCCAGUUCUGCGGGCACCAUCGUUCCAGUGGAGGAUAUGAUGCUCUUAGUGGAUCCCGUAGAAAGCAUGGAGCUGGAGCAAGUACAUGUGAGUUUCCCCCGCUCGACCCAGGGGGAAGGAAUCAGCCUGCGAAGAUUCAUGAAGGCUGAAAGGUGGCAGGAAUUGCAGAAGACUUUGAUGGACUAUGCAGCGAGCUCCUCACGUGCGGUGAAGGAUGAGCCGCGCAGCGAAAUCCAUCGGCUGCACCUCCGUCUCUUCGGGUGUAAAGUCUACGCGGAGGCGCAGAUUCAACGCUUCAGCACGGCCAGUGGGCAAGCACCUUGGCAACUGGGGACAGGGGUGACUAUGGGAAGGAAAAUCAUGAGCAUACUGAGUCUCAAGAAUAGUCUGCCAUAUUUGAAAUAG